AUGUAUUGCGACCUGAACCGACAAUAUGACCCCCUACCAUCCCCCAACACCACCACCGGCAAGCCGGAUGGCACACCGGUCCCGGCGUACGAGGGCCCCGGCAUCGGUACCUUCCUCGAGCCCUUCGGCAAGUAUGACCUGCUCGCCUACAUGAACAAGUAUUGGAUAGCCCAAGCCCAGCCGAACAGCGACUUCUGGGGCCACGAGUUCAGCAAGCACGCAACGUGUUACAGCACCUUUGAUGUCGAGUGCUACGGCCCGCAGUACCGCGAGCACGAAGAGGUGGUCGACUUCUUCGAGACGGCCGUUGCGUACUACCAGAACCUGCCCACCUGGGGCUGGCUGUCGGCCGCGGACAUCCGGCCGAGCAACGUCUCGUCCUACAGCUUCGCCGACAUCCAGGCGGCCCUGACCACCGGCUUCGGCGCCGUGCCGUAUAUUGGCUGCUCCGGUCCGCGGUUCAACACUACCGAGGCGGGAGCGGGCAGCUCUGACAAUGGCUAUACGCGAUUGACAGAGGUCUGGUAUUACUACCAUGUCUACGGCCGACCUCAGAGGGGCCAAGGCCUGCCCGUCGAUGCCAGUAUCAACGGUGGCAGCGUGUCGAAUUGCGCCAAAACCCCUGGCGCUAUUCACUACUAUGAGCGUACAGCCAGCUCCGAGGCCUGA
Molecule: messenger RNA, 669 nt
Organism: Phaeoacremonium minimum UCRPA7
Lineage: Eukaryota; Fungi; Ascomycota; Sordariomycetes; Togniniales; Togniniaceae
Product: putative ribonuclease t2 protein
Exons: 4
Coding region: 1-669 (222 amino acids)
Biological process (GO): RNA catabolic process
Cellular component (GO): extracellular region
Molecular function (GO): RNA binding; ribonuclease T2 activity
Source: RefSeq, a predicted model, not a curated record